GCACGGUGACCUCGGCUAGCGCCUCGUCUCUCCUCCCCUCCCCAUCGGCCAUCUCGCCUGCGGGGUGCAGCGACUCAUACAGCUGAGCGAACAAGUGCGGAGAUUCCAGAGAAUCAUCGGACACAUGAAUCUCUCCCUGUUUCAUUUUUUUCUGAUUGCCGUGCUGGGUUAAAAAAGGGUGACUACUUCAGAGCUGCAGAUCCAGACCUAGAUAAGACGUGAAAGAUGUCUGCUUUGAGUGGGAAAGUCCAGACAGUGCUUGGCCCGAUCGAUCCCAUUCUGCUUGGAAGAACACUAACCCAUGAGCAUCUGACGAUGACAUUUGACUUGUGCUACCACCCACCUCCACCAGAUCAAGAGGCCCUAAUUCAUCAGCCCAUUGAGAUGAAAAACCGAUUUUGGGUACAGCUGAACCCUUAUAGCUGCAAGGACAACCUCCAUUUAAACCAGGAGACAGAGGCAGUAAAGGAAGAACUGCUUCACUUCAAAAAAGCUGGCGGUGGAACAAUUGUAGAGAAUACAACUACUGGCAUCGAUCGGGAUGUGAAGACCCUCAAGAAGCUGUCACAGGAGACUGGAGUGAACAUUAUUUCUGGAGCCGGGUUUUAUGUAGACGCUUCCCAUUCCAAAGAGACGAGAAGCAUGUCUGUUGAGAAGCUUACAGGUAUUAUCACUGAUGAAAUACUUCAUGGUGCGGAUGGCACAGAUAUUAAAUGUGGAGUGAUUGGAGAAAUUGGCACAUCCUGGCCGAUAACCGACAGUGAAAAGAAGGUCCUGCAGGCCACCGCAUAUGCUCAGACGCAACUUGGAUGUCCAGUGAUAAUCCACCCUGGUCGACAUGAAUUAGCUCCUUUUGAAGUGGUCCGUAUACUGCAAGAGGCGGGCGGAGACCUCUCCAAAACUGUAAUGUCCCAUAUGGACAGGACUAUUUUUGAGAAGGAGAAACUGCUCGAGUUUGCAAAGCUGGGAAGUUAUGUGGAGUAUGAUCUUUUUGGAACAGAAAUGCUAAACUACUAUUUCAGGCCAGAUGUUGAUAUGCCGUGUGACAAUGAGAGAAUUCAAAGUGUUCGUUUUUUAGUCGAUGAAGGAUAUGAAGACCAACUUCUCAUUGCUCAUGAUGUACACACAAAAAACCGACUCACCAAGUAUGGAGGUCAUGGAUACUCUUAUAUCCUAGAGUACAUUGUUCCCAAAAUGCUUACUAGGGGCAUUUCACAGUCUGCUGUCGACAAAAUGCUGAUUAAGAACCCCAAAAAAUGGUUAACUUUCAAGUAAUUCCUUAUCCUAAUGCAUACAGAAAUGGGAGAAAUGAUUUUUAUUUUCUAACCUUAACACCAUUUAUUUUGGGUCAAGCUAAAUUAUUUGCAAGCUAAAAUCAUAAUAUGUUGGUUAUUAAAAACAUUUUUCUUUGAUCUUAGAACAUAUUCUAUUUUUGAUCAAGUAGCUUUUCCAAUAAAGAUACAGUUUUAUGGAGCAUACAGUUGUAAUGAAUCAGUUGUUGGGGAAGUAUUCUUUUAGUCUUUCAAUAUUUUAUUUCACGUCUAUAUUCUUUAAUAAUAACAAUAAUAAUAAUACAUUUUAUUUCAGGGCACUUUUCUAAACACCCAAGGACACCGUACAAAUAAUAAAAUCAUAACACUAACAAGAACAUGCAUGUACACAUACAUGUAUACAUAUAUCUAUAUCUAUGAAACUGAAAAUAAAGCAAUAAGAAUACAGCCUAAGGUCAUGUAGUGUAAUAAGCUAAUCUAAAUACUGUAGAUAAGUCUUAAAAGGAGAUUUGAAAAUAGGUAGGGGAUCUGCGUCCUGAAUGUUUUGUGGUAGUGAGUGCCAGAGACAAGGGGCCCUGGAACCCAUACAGCAAUAAGAAUUCAACCUAAGGUCAUGUAGUGUAAGCUAAUCUAAAUAGAUAACCCUUAAGACAAGAUUUGUUAUGAUCGUGUGCACGGGGGGGUGGGUGGGAAGACCAGAUGUAGAGGACCUAAGAGUGCAGUUAGGUGUAUAAACAUGUGUGAGGUCAGAGAGGUAUAACGGAGCAGGGUUAUGAAGUGCUUUUGAAGGUAAGUAGAAAAAUUUAAAAAUCAAUGCAAAAUUUUACAGAUGCCAAUGAAGCUGUUUAAGAGAUGCGGGGUAAUGUGUUGCCUGGAAGAGGUCUGAGUUAUAAUAUGGGCAGCUGAAUUCUGAACAAGCUGGAGUUUAUGGAGAAGCUUAUGUGGGAGACCAAAGAGAACAGAAUUACGAUAAUCAAUGUGGGAUGUGACCAAUGCUUGAGUAAGGGUCACAGUGCUAUUUAGUGUGAGUGAGGGUCGCAGUGCUACAGAGAUGAAAAAAGAUGAUGGUGUAACAUUAUUGAUAUGGGAUUCAAAAGACAUAGUACUACGAAAGGUAACCUCCAAACUCUUAACCUGAGGGGAGGGAUAGACUGAUGUACCAUCAAUAUUAAGUGAAAAAUUAUUAGAUUUUAACAUAGCAGACUUGGAGCCAAUGAGGAGAACCUCUGUCUUAUGGCUGUUGAGUUGGAGGAAAUUAGAAGAAAGCCAAGAUUUUGUCCCAAAUAGACAGUCAAUGAGGCAGGAAGGAGAAAUGACAGAGCUGGGCUUUGUAGAUAUACAAAGCUGAGUAUCGUCCACAUAAAAGAAAAAAUCAUUACCAAAUUUCUUAAAAAUGCCACCUAAAGGGCACACACAUAUUAAAAACAGUAAGGGGCCGAGCACCCAUCCCUGAGGAACACCACUAGUGACUGGGAGGGAUCGUGAUAGAGAGUUUUUUAGAUGAACAAACUGAGUACGAUUAGACAGAUAUGAAGUAAACCAUAUAAAAGGAGUAUCAGUAACACCAAUGGUGGCUAACUGAUUCAACAAAGUAGUAUGUGAGACAGCAUCAAAGGCAGCACUCAGAUCGAGUAGCACAAGGAUUGUUAAAAGCCCAGCAUCAGCAGCCCUGAACAGGUUAAGAAAGAAGGUAGCAGUAUUUGUAGUUUCAUAGUGACUCUUAUGGUUCUAGUGCUGCUUUAAAAUUAGUUAAUCACUGAUAAUAUUCUCAAACCUGCACGAUCUGGGACAGUGUUUCGUAAACAUUUUCAUCUUGAGAUCCAAUCUUGCCCUGCAAGGUGCAAGCCACUCAUAAGCCUCAAGAAUAGAAAGGCUAAAUUGGACUUUGCUAAAGAACAACUAAAAAAGCCAGCACAGUUCUGGAAAAACAUUCUUUGAACAGAUGAAACCAAGAUCAACCUCUACCAGAAUGAUGGCAAGAAAAAAGUAUGGAGAAGGAGUGGAACAGCUCAUUAUCCAAAGCAUAUCACAUCAUGUGUAAAACACGGUGGAGGGAGGCAGUGUGAUGGCUUGGGCAUGCAUGGCUGCCAGUGGCACUGGGACACUAGUGUUUAUUGAUGAUGUGACACAGGACAGAAGCAGCCAAAUGAAUUCUGAGGUGUUCAGAGACAUACUGUCUGCUCAAAUCCAGCUAAAUGCAGUCAAAUUGAUUCAUGAUACAGAUGGACAAUGACCCAAAACAUACAGCCAAAGCAACCCAGGAGUUUAUUAAAGCAAAGAAGUGGACAAUUCUUGAAUGGACAAGUCAGUCACCUGAUAUUAACCCAAUUGAGCAGGCAUUUCACUUGUUGAAGACUAAACUUCAGACAGAAAGGCCCACAAACAAACAGCAACUGAAAGCCGCUGAAGUAAAGGCCUGGCAGAGCAUUAAAAAGGAGGAAACACAACAUCUGGUGAUGUCCAGGAGUUCAAGACUUCAGGCUGUCAUUGCCAGCAAAGGGUUUUCAACCAAGUAUUAGAAAUGAACAUUUGAUUUCCAGUUAUUUCAUUUGUCCAAUUACUUUUGAGCCCCCUGAAAUGAAGGGAUUGUGUUCAUAAAAUGCUUUAGUUGCCUCCCAUUUUUAUGCAAUCGUUUUGUUCACCCCACUGAAUUAAAGCUGAAAGUCUGCACUUCAACUGCAUCGGAGUUGUUUCAUUUAAAAUUCAUUGUGGUAACGUACAGAACCAAAAUUAGAAAAAAGUUGUCUCUGUACAAAUAUUUAUGGACCUAGCUGUACUUGGCAGACACUUCCCUAGAUCUAUGGGACACUUAAAAGACCCAGUGCACCAUUAUCAUCCACUCAAGAUGGGUUCAGUUUCUCCUUCCUCUUUGACUUAAGUGCACUUUGCUAAGUUUGACGAAGUUCCCGAACAUUUUUGAGAUUUCUCUGAUCUCGCGGCAAAUUGAAUUCAAUGGCGUUCACUCAUCAACG
Molecule: messenger RNA, 4243 nt
Organism: Erpetoichthys calabaricus (reedfish)
Lineage: Eukaryota; Metazoa; Chordata; Cladistia; Polypteriformes; Polypteridae
Gene: pter
Product: phosphotriesterase related
Exons: 6
Coding region: 226-1275 (349 amino acids)
Biological process (GO): catabolic process
Molecular function (GO): zinc ion binding; hydrolase activity, acting on ester bonds
Source: RefSeq, a predicted model, not a curated record